Molecule: messenger RNA, 1502 nt
Organism: Neurospora tetraspora
Lineage: Eukaryota; Fungi; Ascomycota; Sordariomycetes; Sordariales; Sordariaceae
Exons: 4
Coding region: 1-1293 (430 amino acids)
Source: RefSeq, a predicted model, not a curated record
AUGAAGCAAGCUUUGUUCUUGGUCUCGGGCUUUGCCUGGCUGAACCUGGCCUCGGCCGCCUGCUGUCGCAGCAACAAGUGCUUGAAGGCCAUUGUCCUAAACGAACAUGGUAUCGAUGACUGCGCUUCGGUCCUUAUCGAGACUGUAAUCGUGACCGAGAUCGUUACCGUGUCUUCUACCCAGUAUGCCACCGUCCUUGGCACCGAGAUUGUCACCGAGAUCGAGUCAACCACCGCUGCCACCGAGACUGUCUUCUUCACCGAGAGCUCUUCCGUCACCAUCGGCACCGAGACAGUCUCUCAGCUUACAACUGAGACGACCAUUGCCAGCACUGAGACCGUCUUCCAGACCAUCACCGUCCCUGCUCCGACCGAGAAGAAGCGUGACAUCGAUACCUUGACGUUCGUGGAGCCCACCAGCUCGGCCCCGGUCGAGCCUGCUCCCGUUCAGUCUUCUCCGGCGCUCCCCGAGUAUGCCUUGGACUGCCCAUCCUUCGACAAGUACAAGUCGGCCUGCAAGUGCGUCGGUGCUGAGGUCGUAACCAUCACCGUUCCCGUUCCCGUUUCGACUGUUACUGUCGAGGAGACCACUACCGUCUUUGCCUCUGUCGCUGCCACCGUUACCACCACGGAAACUGAGUUGGUCUCAGUGACGGCCACAGCCUCGGCUACCACGACUGUGCUUGUGAAGGAUGUUGAGACGGUCACCGCCACUCAGACUGAUAUCGUCUUUCUCACUGCCACUGUCACCGCGAUCGAGACCGCGACCGCCGCCCCCGAGCCUGUGCAACCCGUGUGUCUAACCAACACCGACGCCUUCCGUGCAAUGACCACCUUCAAUGGCAACACCAUCUACAUGUACGCCAACUUGCUGAACGGCAUAAGCGGUAACCUGAACUGGCUAUUUGGCAGCACCAGCACCUCCGCGUCCGUUCAGCCCCGGUACAACUUGGCUCUUGAUAGCGAAGGCUCUCUGUACUUUCACGACAGAGUUGUUCCCUAUACCUACACAUACUACGUCUAUAUCGGGACAUUAAAUUCGGGCAGCAGUUGGCUCCAAAUCAACGACAAGCAAGCUGUUGAGGGUCAAAUUGCGGCGGGUGCCAAGGUCAGCAAGAUCAAGGGAUGCGUGAAUUCCGUCACUGGUGAGCUCACGCUCCAAGAUUCUCUCGGAAGAAAGAACAUUCUUAUUUGCGGCGGACAGGUCUGGUUGUCUGCCGGCCUGGGUGAAGAUAUCAACCGUGGGACCUGCUACCAGCAGUUCCCCCAUGUCGUCGCGCCAUACGGGGCCUAGUUCAGGAAACUGCACAUUCGGGAUGUGGGGUGCAGUGGCGGACGUUUGGCCAUUUAUCUAGAACAGUCUCAAGCCUUCAGAUAGAGUAUAAUCACUUAAUGUUACUGUAGACGUCUGACGUCCUUCAUUCACUUGAGCACUUGGUUCGGUUUUAAUGUUGAGAAAACCUCAGCGCACUCCAAGGUUAGCCUACACGGACUCUAAGACCC